Molecule: messenger RNA, 2684 nt
Organism: Sesamum indicum (sesame)
Lineage: Eukaryota; Viridiplantae; Streptophyta; Magnoliopsida; Lamiales; Pedaliaceae
Gene: ISA1
Product: isoamylase 1
Biological process (GO): carbohydrate metabolic process
Molecular function (GO): hydrolase activity, hydrolyzing O-glycosyl compounds
Source: RefSeq, a predicted model, not a curated record
AGAAGAAAAAAGAAAAAGAUCACUUCCUGAGAUUUGAGCACCACUGAGAGUUUCAGAACUGCAGAUCACUCUCUACUCUGAUUCACCACCUCUACUCUUGUCUCUCUACGGUGAUGGCCCACAGCAGUUCGGUUCUGUAAAAUCGUUUUUUCGUAGUUCAUAUAAUGAAAAUGGAAUUACAAUCACUGCAGUCUUCUUUGAUUCCAAAUCAUUUCUCACGUAAAUCUGCUCCCAAGACGUGUCUUCGGUGCCGGAAAGACAAAUUGAAUGUCGGAAUUCCUAGUAAAGCCUUUGCAAAUGCUGGGAAAAACGUGAACCCUUUUGUAAUCUUGAACAAUGCGAGUGAAAGGGUUGAUGCGGAGACCGCGGUGGUGGUCGAGAAGCCUCCCGCGAGGGCCCGUCGUUUCGAGGUGUUCUCCGGUCAGCCGACGCCGUUUGGUGCCACGGCAAGAGACGGUGGUGUCAACUUCGCGGUUUCUUCCGGCAAUGCCUCGUCGGCUACUCUUUGCUUGAUCAAUCUUUCGGACUUACCAGAGAAAAGAGUGACUGAGCAGAUUGCUCUCGAUCCAACUAAUAAUAGAACAGGAGAUGUCUGGCACGUGUUUCUGAAAGGUGACUUUGAAGAUAUGGUUUAUGGCUACAGAUUUGAUGGGAGCUUCUCUCCGGAAGAUGGCCUCUAUUUUGAUUCUUCUAAAAUAUUGAUUGACCCUUAUGCAAAGGCUGUUGUCAGCAGAGGGGAAUACGGUGCUUUAGGACCUGACGAAGAGUGUUGGCCUCAGAUGGCAUGUGUGGUGCCUUCUAUUAAUGAUGAGUUUGAUUGGGAAGGAGAUUUACCCCUAAAAUUCCCACAAAGGGAUCUGGUUAUUUAUGAAAUGCAUGUUCGUGGAUUUACAAGACAUGAGUCAAGCAACUCAAAAUUUCCUGGCACUUACCGUGGGUUGGUGGAGAAACUUGAUCAUUUGAAGAAACUUGGUAUCAACUGCAUUGAACUAAUGCCAUGUCAUGAAUUCAAUGAAUUGGAGUACUACAGCUAUAACUCUGUCUUGGGCGACUACAAGGUGAACUUUUGGGGCUAUUCUACAAUCAAUUACUUUUCACCAAUGGCAAGAUAUUCUUCUGCUGGAGUUGGUAAAUACGGCCUUGGUGCAGUAAAUGAAUUUAAGUACCUUGUUAGGGAAGCACAUAAACGUGGAAUUGAGGUGAUUAUGGAUGUUGUUUUUAAUCACACUGCUGAAGGGAAUGAGAAUGGUCCCAUAUUAUCAUUUAGAGGUCUUGACAAUAGUGUCUUUUACAUGCUUGCGCCAAAGGGUGAAUUCUACAAUUAUUCAGGUUGUGGGAACACCUUCAAUUGCAAUCAUCCCAUUGUACGGCAAUUUAUUCUGGAUUGCUUGAGAUACUGGGUGACAGAAAUGCAUGUUGAUGGCUUUCGGUUUGAUCUUGCAUCUAUCUUGACAAGGAGUAGCAGUCUCUGGGAUGCUGUGAAUGUAUAUGGAGAUGCAAUUGAAGGUGAGGCAAUCACGAUUGGAACUCCUCUCAGUAGCCCCCCAUUGAUUGACAUGAUCAGCAAUGACCCUAUACUCCAUGGAGUUAAGCUUAUAGCGGAAGCAUGGGACUGUGGAGGUCUUUAUCAAGUUGGCAUUUUUCCCCAUUGGGGUAUUUGGUCAGAAUGGAAUGGGAAGUACCGGGAUAUUGUAAGGCAAUUUAUCAAGGGUACCGAUGGGUUUGCUGGGGCUUUUGCCGAAUGUCUAUGUGGAAGUCCUAAUUUAUACCAGGAAGGUGGAAGGAAACCUUGGAACAGUAUCAAUUUUGUUUGCGCUCAUGAUGGUUUUACUUUGGCUGAUCUAGUGACAUAUAAUAGCAAGCACAAUUUAGCUAAUGGUGAAGACAACAAAGAUGGUGAGAAUCACAAUAAUAGUUGGAAUUGUGGCCAGGAGGGAGAGUUUGCAAGUAUUUCUGUGAAGAAAUUGAGAAGACGACAAAUGAGAAACUUUUUCUUGUGUCUAAUGGUUUCCCAAGGUGUCCCAAUGAUCUAUAUGGGGGACGAAUAUGGCCACACAAAAGGAGGAAAUAACAACACAUAUUGCCAUGAUAAUUUUGUAAUCCUCUACUCCAAAGCAAUAUUGCAUUAUAUACUCACUCUUUUCAUUAUAGAUCUUGCUGUCUCCCUUUUCAUUUUAAAUGAACUUCCACUUUAUUUGCAGAUAAACUACUUUCGGUGGGAUAAGAUGGAGGAGGCCGAGUCAGAUUUCUUCAGAUAUUGCUGCCUCAUGACCAAGUUCCGCCACGAAUGUGAAUCUCUUGGCUUAAACGAUUUCCCCACAGCAGAGAGACUGCAAUGGCAUGGCCAUACUCCAGCUACGCCAGAUUGGUCUGAUACAAGCCGAUUUGUAGCAUUCACACUGAUUGACUCAGUGAAGGGGGAGCUAUAUAUAGCGUUCAAUGCUAGUCAUAUAGGUGUGACUGUCGCAUUGCCUGAGCGUCCGGGUUAUAGGUGGGAGCCGUUGGUGGACACCAGCAAGGCGGCACCGUAUGAUUUUCUCUCGGAUGAUCUUGCAGACAGAGACACAGCAGUAAGACAGUAUGCUCAUUUUCUUGACAGCAAUUUGUACCCCAUGCUUAGCUAUUCUUCAAUUAUUCUUUCACUCUCCCCGGAUGACAAUAUAUAGUUGAGCUUUGGUAUCAAA